CGCGGCCACACUCUGCAUUUGAAAUCAACGUUCGUUGGCGAGUGCGCGUCGUUUUCCUCAGCGAAUUUUCGUAAAUUUAGAGCUUCAUUAGCUACGAGUAAAUCUGUGUUCCAGAGUUUUUCACAGCCACCAGCGACAAAAUGACAUCCACCGAGUUGAAAAUUGGUUUGACCACCAGCGCCCGUCCCUCUAGCCGUGUCCUGAAACCCCCAGGCGGAGGACACACCAACAUCUUCUCAGAGCCCGACGUGGCCGUUCCCGCCCCUCGUGCCAAGUACAACCAACAGAACUCCUCGAACCUCAACGCCUGCAUGGGCUCCACCGAUCCCAAUAAGGUGGUGGAAAAACUGCGCGAUGAGGUGACCACCCAAAAGGAGGUGACCGCCCCGCCCAGUCAACCCAAGGAACCGGCGAACAAGCCGGCGGCCACGAACGGAGAGGCUCGUGGGCGAGUCCCACCUGGCGGAUACUCGUCGGGCGGAUUCUGGUAGAGGAAGUGCGCCUGGGUGCAGAAGAGGCCGCCAAGCAUUUAAUGACUCACCAUCACAUCCUCAGACCGACAUUAAAAAAAAAACAUGAACCUAUAAAUAUAACUCGCUUAUAACAUACAUAUACACACAUUAGAGGCGCAUUAUCUAUAUAGAUCAGUUGAUCAGCCGGUGAAAGGAAAUCCCGAUUAUAUUUGGCAACACAGCUCUCCAAAUCGUUCUUCCUUCUGAUUCAUUUUCAUCCCUACCACAUUUGUUCUAUCGUCUAAGUAACACGUUUAACACGUCUAACGCAAUUGUUGAAAUUUAAGUAACUCGUGAUUCCGCCCCACAAAAAAAAAGGAUUAAAUAGAUUGACUUUGCUAAUCUACCACCUAAUACCGAAGCCCAAUCAGCAUUUGUACUUAAAGUGUCCAAUUGAAACUUCUUAUAGUCUGUACAAUUUGUGUAAAACAAAAUCUCUUUAUAACCAUCUAUGUAUUAUUCCAAAAUAAAACAUUUAAUUAUAAA
This is a messenger RNA of Drosophila elegans, 998 nucleotides long. RefSeq lists its product as uncharacterized. NCBI's taxonomy places the organism in Eukaryota, Metazoa, Arthropoda, Insecta, Diptera, Drosophilidae. The record is from RefSeq and is a predicted model, not a curated record. The transcript has 2 exons. Bases 141 to 491 code for a protein of 116 amino acids.